This is a messenger RNA of Rhopilema esculentum, 1283 nucleotides long. RefSeq lists its product as uncharacterized. Gene Ontology annotation, molecular function: ribonuclease P RNA binding; ribonuclease P activity. NCBI's taxonomy places the organism in Eukaryota, Metazoa, Cnidaria, Scyphozoa, Rhizostomeae, Rhizostomatidae. The record is from RefSeq and is a predicted model, not a curated record. Gene Ontology annotation, biological process: tRNA 5'-leader removal. Gene Ontology annotation, cellular component: nucleolar ribonuclease P complex; ribonuclease MRP complex; fibrillar center.
AUAAAAAGAGUUAUAAAACUAAUCCAAAUAAUAAAAAGACGGAACCGGUGUCGCGGCCGACCUUAAUUCGAAGAGCCACCUUAAUUCAAAUCACACCACCUUGAGUUAUGUAGUGUUGAACAGAAAACACAUUUCGGAGAGGUAAUACUGAGAGUCUUUGUAAAUUAUCCUGUGAUACGAAAUGGGAAAAGCAAAAAAAUUAACAACUCCAGGGAGUACGAAAACUAUAAAGAAAGCAUAUUUAACUCAGCCACGUGGUUGCUGCGUUUCUUGGCCAAGCAUCGACAAGCAAACAGAAAAGCAAGUUAUUGAAGAGCUUAAAAGUGAAUUACAGAACUGUGUCUGUCCACGCAAAGCAGCUAAAAAAGACGACAAGAAAUCUACUAAGAUCACUAGUCUAACAAGAUCAAAACAGAAAGUUCCUGCAAGUUCCCUUGUUCUCCUUGGAAUAAAUGCUGUUACAAGAGCCCUUGAGAAGGGACCAUUGCUUCUUGUUCUGGCUUGCAGAUCUGCAAAUCCAUCGCGCAUGACCCACCAUUUGAUACCCUUGUGUGCUUUAAGAGACACCCCUGCAUGCUGUGUAACUGGCCUUAAUGAUGCACUUGCACCAAUUUUUGGUAUCCAGUCUGUUUUGGCAGUUGGCUUCAAGGUUGUUGGGCAAAACCCAUUAGCUGAUUUGGUCGAAUUUAUCUGUGAUAAAGCACCGCCACUUAUUGUACCUUGGGUGGCAAUUUGGAAAGGUAGUGGUAAGCAAGAAGUGGCACUGUCAGUAACAGAUAAUGUUUCCCAGAAUGAAGAUAGUUUUGUCAAGGAUCAAGUCAGUGUUGCUGAUAUUAAAAGAAAAGAAGCAAUUCAUAAAUCUUCAAAGAAAAAUGAAAGGAAACCUGAAAUCGAUAUUUUAAAGGAUAGUAAGGACAUUUCCUUUGAAGAUAAUCUGGAUGAUGACAAAAAUAUAGAUGAUGAAAAUAAAUCGGCUGUUAGUUUGCCUGAAAAUAGUGAAGAAGGGAGAGCCAUGGAGGUUGAUGUAGUUGCAAUGUCAACAGGAGACCAAAAAACAUGUGCUUUUGAGCAAGAGUAUGAUGAAAAAAAUGAACAAUCAAAAUCUUACUCCAAUAAAAUCAAAAGAAAAUUGUAUGGUAAAUCAGACAACCCUCAAACUGAUAAGACUCCUGAGACAGAAGCAAAGAAAAGGAAAAUUGAAGAUGUUGCUUUUGAUUUAAGUGAGACGCAAUUUAACAUGCAUAGAGCAGUUGUUAGAGAAAAGAAACAAAUAAAGAAAUAAG